Molecule: messenger RNA, 2883 nt
Organism: Prorocentrum cordatum
Lineage: Eukaryota; Dinophyceae; Prorocentrales; Prorocentraceae
Source: the annotation of a GenBank genome assembly
AUGUCAAGGUACCCAGUGACGGAGGAUGGCCUCACGCCCUACCAGCACCUGAAGGGCCGCGCGUACGGAGGAGCGAUCUGCGAGCUCGGCGAGACGGUGAUGUAUAAUAUCCAGAACGUGGCCCACCACAAGGCGGAUAUCCGCUGGGGCAAAGCCGUCUGGGUCGGGAAGGACAAUCGCACGGACGAGCACCUCCUGGCGACCGCUGCUGGUCGGAUGGCGGCGAGGACGAUCAGCAGGCGAGUUGAGGGCCAGCGAUGGUCCAGGAGCCUUUGCAACAAGGUCGAGUGCACGCCGUGGGGCUUUCCCGCAGGACCUGAGGCAGCACCGCCUCCCCCGCGCCGCGGCUACAUCGCGAGGGCCAUCAUCGAUCGAGUUGGACCUGCACCUGGUUGCGACGGCUGCUACGGGCUUGGCCACCCACGCACCGAGUCCUGCAGAGAUCGGAUCGAGAGCCUGCUCAAGGCCGAGGAGGACAAAGACAAGCAGGAGGCAGCACAGCUGCAGCACCCCCAGGAGGUGGAGAUCAGCCUGGGCAGCCUGCGCCCGCCGACGAGCAGCCUGCACCAGCAGCAUCGGCUCCAGCACCACCUGCUGUCCUACAUGGUCCAGAGGCAGAUCAAGGCGGGCGACCUCGCAGGCAAGCCGAGGAGGACGCAUAAGGUGAUCGCGGGCCUGUCUGUCAUUGUGGCGACCGCACUGCUGGCGGCAUUGACGUGCGACGCCAUUCCCUACGACGACGAAAUGGACACCAACAAGCACAGCCUCUACGACAGGGAGUCGACCUGCCAGAACGUGUUCGGGGCUAGGUCAGGGAGGAGGCUGGACCCUUCCUUGGUGAAGCAGGGCAGGGAGAAGGAGCACAGGCAGAUGGAGGAGUUCCAGAUCUUCGACCGCGUGUCUAAAACUUUCGCGAAGGGCAAGCGCGUCCGUGGGAAGUGGGUCGACGAUGAGCGCUGCGACGACGACGGCGUGGAGUCGGUCAGGUCGCGCUUCGACGUGCGGGGCGACACUUUCGCAGGCGCGCCACCGCUGGCCGCGUUCAGGCUGGUGGUCUCCUUCGCAUCAAGCUUCUAUUCCACGGGAACCGGCUGCGACGGCAUGCUCGCUCUCUAUGACAUGUCGGUGGCGUUCUUCCACGCGUAUAUCAACGAGGACAUCUACGCGGUGCCGCCCAAGGGAGAGGAGCCCGAAGGCAUCGUGUAUCAGUUGAAGAGGGCACUCUACGUCAUCAGGAGGGCCUCGUUCUUGUUUCAGAACCUGAUCUUGGAGGUCAUGGAGAAAGGAGGCUUCGCCCGCAUCAAGGUGAAGGUUCAAGUCUACUACCACAAGGAGCGCCUGCUGAUGGAAGGGUUAGACGUGCUCGACUGGCUGGAUGAGUUGGUGACAGGUCGCUUCAAGGUCAAGGUGAUGCCCAGGGUUGGGAGCCCGAGGCAAGGAGGAGUUGAGUCAGGCAGCUUCCUCGAGCGCACAGUGAAGUGGUGUCCCGAAGGUUUCGGCAUCAUGCACGAUUGUAAGCAUGUGGAGACCCUGGUUAGCACCAUGCUCAGCAGGAAGAUCGGCGAUAUCAACACCACCAAGCGCACGAUCACCCCGUCUUGCAAGACAAGCGGGAACGACUGCAGAGAGUCAUCCGACGAGCCCAGCACGGAGUACGCGACCACCUACCGCAGCAUGGCGCCUACCGCACUCUACGUCGCACGCGACCGCUUCGACAUCCAGCAGGCCGUCGGCUACCUCAUGAGGGGCAUGCAGCACACGCAGUUCGAGCCCUUCUUCGAGUUCCAGAGGAUGCCCGUGGGCGGUGGCUUCCUGUUCAUCGGCUUGCACCUGAUCGACGGCUGGAGCGGCCAGCAGGGCAACCGCGCCCCGAGCGUCGCCGAGGCGGAGUUCGCGGGCAUCGUGAACGGAACGGCGAGGGGCAUUUGGCUCCGCAGCGUGAUGUUGGAGAUGGGCUUCGGGGUGACGCUGCAGCACAUCACGGGCAGCUCUGGAGCCAAGGGCAUCGCAUCGCGCCCCGGAUGCUGCAUGGUGCGCCACCUGGAGACGAAGAACCUCUGGGUGCAGGAGAAGGUCAGGUAUCCGACCAUCACGAUGGCGAAUUUCCACACGGAUGUCAACAGGGCCGACAUGCAGACAGAGCCGCUGGAGGGGCCGAGAUUCCUGAAACUGCUGGCGUUCCUUCCACUUCGGACACCGUCCUCAGGGCGCGCGCAGGUGUUCGGGGUCACGCUGGCGGCCACCAUGCUCGGUGGAGUUCAGGGCUCGGCAGUCCUUCCAUACAACCAGGCGGUGAUUGUGGUGAGCAGUUCGACCGUGGCGGAGCGGAUCUGGACGACGAUGCUCACAGCGAUGUUCGGCUCGACGUUGGCGAUCCCAUUCCUGGCGACGUGGAUCGUGUACCGCAUAUACAAGGCGCCGUUGCGGUUCCUUAAGGGCUUGUGGGAACUCGUGAAGGCCGACGAGGACGAAAACGGACUGGUGGCGCGUCCACCGGCUGGGGAGGAGUAUGAGCAGUCAACCGACAGGCUGGAGAUCGAGGACUGCUGGCGGCCAGGCCGACACACGCAGACGGUGCCCGUGCCGCACUAUUGGACGUGGAGCGCAGUGGGCCUCAGAGCGGAGUGUGAGCGCCUGAGGAUCUACCACGGUCAGCUCAAGGUGCAGAUGAUCGUGGACCUGCUCAUCGGGGAGCUGCUGCUCGACCCCAGCGGGGGCGCCCCCGCCGCUGGUGGCGCCCGGGUGCAGCUCCUGCGAGGCCUGGCGCCCGGGACCGCGGAGCUGUACGUGGACCAUGCCGGCCAGGGCCUGCUGUCGCAAGACGCCUGGACGCUCAGCUUCGUCGACUACGUGCCUCCCGUCGGUGCCGGCGGCCCUCUGAAG